Messenger RNA from Trichogramma pretiosum, 723 nucleotides. RefSeq lists its product as uncharacterized. The record is from RefSeq and is a predicted model, not a curated record. Gene Ontology annotation, biological process: sensory perception of taste. Gene Ontology annotation, cellular component: membrane. The transcript is spliced from 6 exons. The coding region runs from base 1 to 723 and encodes 240 amino acids. Lineage: Eukaryota; Metazoa; Arthropoda; Insecta; Hymenoptera; Trichogrammatidae.
AUGUAUUUUUGUUUGAGUAUAAAGUGUAUUAGAGAAAGAUUUAAGAUUUUGAACAUUUUACUGAAGAAAAAAUUUAAAAAGGAAUUCCCUGGAGUUGAUUUGAGUGACUUUUAUAAUUAUCAAAAUGUAUUUCAAAAUCAGAAGAAACUUGCAGAAUCAAAUCAUCAUAUUCAAGAUCGUAAUCAACGUGAGCUUAUGUGGAAUCUUUUAAGGCAGAUACAAUUAACUUUAAUUAUAAAUACUGAAAAAAUUAACAAUAUUUUUGGCAUUAUAAUAUUAGUUCAAUUGAUAACCACUUUCAGUCACGUAUCAGGGUACUUUUAUCACAUGUAUGUUAUGAUUAAGAGGCUAGAUUUAUUGAAGAAUCGUAUUCGUUUAAUUCAUCACUCUUAUUGGAUUUUAAUUUACAUUUUCAAAUUAAUCUACGUUGUGGAAUCUAGUGAAAAUUUUAUGAAAAAAGCUAGAAAAACUAACAAGAUAGUCCAUGCCAUUCAAGUAUCGCUGCAAACAAAUACUUUAUCCAAAGAAAUUAAUCAAACGCUACUGCAAAUCAUGUUGAAUCCAAUAAUUUUAACCAUCAAAGGCUUGACUAACAUGGAUCAUUUCUUUUUGCGUGAAUAUUGUGGAUCAAUAUUACUUUUCCUACUGACUUUUGCUCAGUUUCAUAAAAAUAUAUUAAGACAUACUGAUAAAAUCCUUCACGUCAAUGGAACUUUAUUUUAA